AUGGUGCUUCUAAAUCCUCGUCUGGGGUCUUUCGGCGAGUGCCUCAACUGCACCGCCUCCGAUCUGUACGACAUCUUCAGUUUUGAGUCUUCCGACCGUGUGCAUGCGAUAAAAUUCCGAGAUGCUUUUGCCAACAAGGAAAUCUGCGCGUUUUGUCGACUUCUCGCGCAGACGGCCCGCAAAUUCACGCCCCAUCAAGUCGUUGAUCAUCGAGAUGGAGUGCCGGUGACGUUCAACUUCUCUGUGAAGCAUUUUCAAGACACUCUGGCAGAGCUAGGAAGCCGCUUUCUGCAUGUCACUAUAUCUCCGCCUCCGUCGCCUCUGGAUAUAGAUAAACAACUUACAUUCCGCCUCAUCCCAAUAUCCGAGUCACUGCCCGAGUCAUUGUUCCACCGUAUUGACCAGGACAAGAUCGAUCUCGAAAUCUGUCGCAAGUGGAUCGCCAAAUGCGAUCGCGAGCAUACCAGCCAAUGUGGUGCUUUUUCCAGUCCAACGCAAUCUGGCCCAGGGUCGUCGUUUCGCCUAGUUGAUGUCGUUGAUGAAUGCGUUGUAGUAUCGCCGCCCGGCGCUCAAUACAUUGCUUUAAGCUAUGUAUGGGGCCGGACUCAAUAUCUGCAGUUGAAUAGCCAGACUGCGCAUGUCUUAGCAGAGAAAGGCAGUCUAUUCGCUCAGGAAACUCCCAUUGGCCAGACAAUUACGGAUGCCAUCACGGUGGUGAAGGCUCUAGGCGAAAGAUAUCUCUGGGUCGAUCAGCUUUGCAUCAAUCAAACUGAAGCCAACAAAUAUCUACAUAUCAAGUCGAUGGACAGGAUUUACGGAGCCGCCUUACUUACCAUUGUGGCAGCCGAUGGUAUCGAUGCAAACGCCGGUCUUCCAGGCGUUCGACCAGGAACACGAACUCGAAACAUCAACCAAUUACAUGAAGAGAUCUGGCCAGGCUUCUCUAUUGCUACCGCUCUUGAUCUACCCCUAGACCCGGCCGGCUCAGUCUGGGGCUCUAGAGGGUGGACAUUUCAGGAGCAGUUACUGUCUAGGCGUCUGCUUCUGUUCUAUCAAGGCAGUGUGUUUUGGCAAUGCCGGAGUGCAUAUUUCUGCGAGGAUGCACCGGCUACGAUGAAAACUCAAGCAAAACAAAUACAAUGGCUCGAACAGCUGUCGCCUCGCUGGGCACAAGACGAAUCUCCAAUACAGCACAUUGAGAAGCAAUGGGAGGAUAACGAAGAGGAUUUUAUGCCAGUCCAAUUGUGUCGUCCUGUCGUCUUUACCGAAUACGCAAAAGCGGUGACAGAGUAUACUAAACGGCGCCUCACUUUUUCUGACGAUAUUAUCAACGCCUUUGAGGGAAUCUCGAGCCAAUUGAGUCACCAUAUGGGACACAAGUUCCUGGCUGCCCUUCCUGAAAGUUACUUGGACAUAGCAUUGCUUUGGACCCCGUCUGUCUUGCAAGAGCGUCGGAAGAGUGAAGACACAAGAUUUCCUAGCUGGUCGUGGGUUGGUUGGGUUGGACAGUCAGGAUAUGACGCUCCUGGCCCAGACGAGAAGGAGUUGAUAGAGUUGACGACAAAGUGGUAUGUCAAAGAUGGGCCUGCGGAACCUCGUCUAGCAAACGACGUGGGUAUGGGUAUUGAUGAAGCCCCUCUCGGCUGCAUUCUCAGCAUCAACGCGCUCUGCUGGGAGCCCAUAUUUGAGUCUAUCGGAGGGCAAUCUGGAAAGAGGCCAGCGGUAGACAUUCCCAGCAUGCAAGGCCCGUAUCUUCAAUUCUGGACGAGCUGCUCGUUCUUCACCAUUGUCCACAGAAAGUGGCGCGAUCCAGAGACACUUCAGAUGAAUUCAUCAGUGAGGAAGCCGAUCCAUGCGCAUAUCCACUGUACGACGGGCAGCAGACGCCAACUUGCAGGACGCCUGAUCCUCAACGGCAAUGGGCCUGACGAAGUUGUAGAAGGCAAGCAUGAGUUUAUUGUUCUUUCUGGAGCCUUAGUAAAGGGAUUUGACUCUAUUACUGGAAACGUGACGUAUUCGGACGAGGCGGAGAUGUACAAUGUUAUGCUUGUUGAAUGGGAUGACCAGCAUCAGGUUGCAACUCGGCUAGGUACUGGUAGGAUAUUCAAAGAGGCGUGGGAUAUGUCUUUACCUACCAUUCGAUUUGUAACGCUUGGUUGA
Molecule: messenger RNA, 2160 nt
Organism: Trichoderma gamsii
Lineage: Eukaryota; Fungi; Ascomycota; Sordariomycetes; Hypocreales; Hypocreaceae
Exons: 1
Coding region: 1-2160 (719 amino acids)
Source: RefSeq, a predicted model, not a curated record